Porites evermanni is the source of this 4103-nucleotide messenger RNA. The record is from the annotation of a GenBank genome assembly. Lineage: Eukaryota; Metazoa; Cnidaria; Anthozoa; Scleractinia; Poritidae.
AUGGAGGAGAAACAACUCGAAAGAAAACGCUCUGGGGAAACUGAUCGUGGAAAACAAAAUUUUCUUCAAAGAUUACGUGGAAUUAAUGCAUGCACGCCUGAACGGCUCAACUAUAAAGUCUUAUUCUUUGCUUGUUAUGCUGCAUACGCCUGCUUGUAUACUUUCAUCCCGCUGUAUUUUAAACAGCUGGGCUUAUCAGCCUCGCAGACCGGAAUCCUUAUUGGUCUUCGUCCUUUGUGUCAAGCGAUCGGGGCACCCUUUUGGGGAAUCCUCGCUGAUAAAUACAAAGCUCGGAAACUGGUCCUGCUUCUCGGUUCAACUGCUUGGCUGAUCAAGAACCUGUUGAUUCUAGCCAUUCGGCCGAGUCAUGAAGUUUGCGUUGCAAAGCCUUUAUCACCUGGAAAUCAAUCUCAGUCGCUGUAUGCGGUCGCGCUGUCGAAGGAUAUAGCUAUACCGUCAAUUUCAACAGCCACAAGCAUCUCUCAUAACAAAUACAAAUACUUUGUGCAAGUGGAUAACGAUGAACUCGCGCGUAUAUUCUAUAUUUUUCUGGCGCUCGUGCUCGUGGGCGAGCUGUUCGGUUCCAUAGUUCACCCUCUUUUAGAUGGAUGCGCCGUCGAUUACCUGGGUGAUGAGAGGAAAUCAUACGGGCGGAUUCGUCUGUGGGGUUCCGUGGGAAUGGUCAUAGCCAACUUGAUGGCCGGCCUUUUAAUCAAUCAUUACGUUUACCACUACUGCGGGCAGACUCGUAAGGACUAUGCAACUGCUUUUUACCUAUUUGCUGCUUUCAUGGGGGUAACGAUCCUUCUUCUUUUUUUCGUUAAAAUCGUGUAUUCUGAGACACCAAAACAGUCGCUAAGAGAUAUCAAAGAGGUGUUCAAUUCUCGCCUUAAACUCUCUUUCUGGUUUGUGGCGAUUGCUUUUGGAAUGAGCGAUGGAUUUCAAGGCGACUUCAAUUCGUGGUUUCUUGAUGAACUUAACGCAACAUCUUUUCAGGUAAUGAAUUGUGAUAGUGCAGAAUGUCGUUAAAUGUAAACAAUAUAGGUUAACCGGUGCCUGCUUCAAAUGGUGUCUGUGUAGUGAUUUAGUUAUCACUGAGAGCGUACAUUAAAGUACACUCUAAAUCAGAAAGAUCUGUUUCAGCCCUAAAAAUAGGGCCGUUUCGGUGAGUAAAAUACAGUCCUAUUUUUGAGUCUAAUUUGGCUUCCUUAAAUCAGGGCCAAUACAGUCCAAUUAGCUAGGGCUGAUUUGACCCCAGGGCUGAAAUGGGCCCUACCGUGGGCUGGAAUAACCUUUUGAUUGAGCUUUUUUGGCCUAAAUUGUGUUCAAAUGGCUCCAGGAAGGACUGAAUUAGACUUUGGCCAGCAGGGCUGAAACAGAUCUUUUUAAUUUUCAGUGUAAGUUAAAUUCUUUAACGUUCUUUAAAAGUAACCUUCCAAACAAAGUUUUCAUCAGGGUAAAGGCAAUUAGUUUAAACAUGCUCUAGCCGGCGUGGCAGGCGCGCAAGGCAGGCGUGAAAGGUGUUCGAAAGGAAGGGGAGAAAGUUGGUUAUGCUUAAACGCGAUGGGCAAGAUGGUUCCCUUUUGGUAUAUCGCUCUCGCGUGCGCGCACGUGCUCGCGCGUCCUUCGAGCCUCGCGCACCUGAAUUUUCCCCUUUCUAAAUCCCUGCUAACUUAUUACGCCUCCCUCCUCGUGAGAUUACGGAUUUGACAAAUGAAAAACACACCUAAAUUUCAGUAUAAAAGAAAAUCGAGGGGGAACCCCCGGGGGGUACUCCCUAUUAUGGCCUAUACCGGGAGGCUCUACCCGAAAGGGGUACCUUUUUCAGGCUGCAUGAAUACGAAAGGGUAGGAAUUUUACUCGCAGAAGUAUAUGAAAGGGUGGGAAAAUCUGUCAUUUGGGUCUGUGAAAGGGCCUAAAAGGGCUAACAGAUGAAUUUUAUGGCUUUAUAAAGUCGAGAAAACGGGUUUUGUUUGGAGACUGGUUCCUAUUUAAAAGACCAUGCAUUUACAGCAGUUUUUUUUCUUUGCAUCCCUUUUUAAACAAGGUAUGUGAAAGGGAAACCAUUUUUCAAUAGAAGGUAUAAGGGGCACCUUUUUCGUGAAAAAUGGUAUAUAAAAGGGUAAGGGGUUGGACCUCGGGGCAGAGCCUCCCCGUAUAAAAAUUUGUUGAGUGCUCCCCCGGGUGGGAACUUAAACUAAGUUGAACAAACACCAGAAGCCCAUUAUGAGCUCCUGAUGUCAUCUAAGAGGCGCAUAAAAUUCAGGUUUUCCUCAAAAGAUGAUGAUUUUCACAUCCUCAUGCAUGGCACGUGAGACAAAAUCUUUUCCAAUGUGUUUAUCCAAUUUUUCGUUCUAUCCUUCCAGGUAGGGUUGGCAGCAGCCUUGCAUUUCACCACAAGCGCCCUGUGUUACUUCGCGGCGAACUAUUUCCUGGAAAUGUUUGGAUAUUUCAAAACCAUCGCUGUCGGGAUGGCCUGUUACUGUGUAGUGUUCAUAUGCUACUCUUUCACCCAUAGCCCAUGGGUGGCUCUUGCCCUCUUUGCAGUAAUCGGUGGAGUAUUUGCAGUCACGUGGACGGCGUGUGUAGCGUACGUAGGAUCAAUCUCGACUGCUAUUGGUUUAGGAGCAGCAGCACAAGGUAAAGACAACGCAGUAUAGCUGAAGAAUGCAAUUGCCUGAUUUCAAACCGAGGGAGGCAGGAUAAGAGUCUGUUUAUUAUAGUGGGAUAAACCACUAGAGAUCGACAAAAUCACAAAUACGAAAACUCCGGAGAUUUGCAAAAUCCUCAUGUUUUGUGUUUGUCAGGCCUAUAUGAACGAGAUACAGCCAUUCAAAAAUUACAAAAUUUAUCAAGAAAUAUGGACGUCCGGCAAUCCGUACAUCUCUUGGUAAGUGUUUUAAUAGGUGUGUCUUGAUCAAUAUCGGCUGUUAACACCAAACUUGAGAAUUUUCCUUUCCUCAAUGUGCUUUUCCUGACUAUGUGGGUCCCGUGUUUUUUACCCCAUAAUACACGGUCUAGUACCCUGUCGUCAUCCUCGGUUUGAAAUUAGGCAAUGAAACCCAUACCUAAGGACCGAGUGCAGGACAGUCACACUGUUGUGACUACCAAUUAUUUCUCUUAUAGUAAAAUUAAUCUAUGCACGUGUAGUAUAUUUAAAAUUCUAACAGGAUUCUACUCUUCAAUAUUCUGCUGUUCGUUGCAGAUAAUUUCUCUACGUGUUUUCCUCAAAAUAAAAUUCAUAGAUCAGGGUACUUAGACCACCUCCACUGGUUAAUCAGGUGUAAAUUAAAAAACAACCCUUGUUUUUAUUUAGCUGAGGGGGCGGGGAAUGCGUCGAAAUUUAAAGCGCAGGUCGCUAUAGGUCAUUUGCAUGAUGGCUUCUUUUUUUCUCUCAUAUUUGAAUUUGUAAUCUAAGCGAGGUUUUAAACAACAAAAUCAAGAAAAACAACGAGAUUUCACCAUUUGAAAAGUCAAUUUUUGAAAAGGUUUCACUGUGUUGUUUGUCUCUCUAGCAGCGUGUUUUUGUUCCGUGAAAUUUUGAACAGUUAUUGGAUUUAGUUUUUGUGAUAUCCGGAAUAAUGAUAAUAACACUUUGAAACCUUGAUAAUUAAGGAUAUCACAAAAACCGAAUCUAUUAAUCGUUUAUUAUACACUGUUUUGAGGAAAAUAACGAAAGCACAGCGUCGCACGGAACACACUUUGCGCUGUGGUUAGAAAUAAUGCACUGCCCACCCAACUGACCCAACCUACAUUUUUGUAGGUUGCGCUGAUUUAAAAAAAAAACGCCUGUUCGCUCUUAGCCAAUGAGAAGACAGAGAGUACGUACAGUUUAUGAUAAAAACAGAUAUCUGUUUGUUUUUUCUCAUUUUACAGGUAUUCUGAAUGGACUGUUUGUAGGUGUUGGUAACGGGUCUGGCACCAUGCUUGGCGGUUUGCUGGUCAGCAAAACUGGAAUUCGUGUAGCGUACAGACUAUUUGCUGCUUUUCUCGCCUUAGUAAUGUUGUUGUUCCUUGCCUGCCAAUGGCAGGGAGAAAACACUGAUGAUAAAACAUCGUAUCGAGCGCUACCGAACAAGGACGAGGAGGAUUCUAAUGAGUAG